UUAGUACCUGAAUGCACCACAGAGCCAGCUCUCCACCAGUUUUGUAAAGGUUUGUUCUACAUUUGUGUGGGGCGGAGAGCUGGAAAGUUGGUACAGUGUGUGUACAGUUGCUAAACAGAGUGGCCAUACAGCUCAUUUUUCAGCGACCUGGCUGAUAACUGUAACGCGUUGAUGCGUGUUCUGCGUUCAGAUAUGUCUUCUUGGAAAAGAGGAAAACAUGCUUCACACAGCUUCUGGAAGCAGUCUAUCGAAGCUCUGGUGGUUUUCUCUCUGUGUGUCAAAAUAUCUGGAUGCUCUGACGUAGAUGAAUUGAUGUCCACAUAUCCACUGAUUGAUGGUCACAAUGACCUUGCUCUCCAGCUGAGGAUUCGUCACAACAACUCCCUAAGCCAAGUUGACCUUCAUAACCUCUCCAAAGUAUCCACAGACAUAUCCCGUUUCAAAGCAGGCCAUGUGCAGACACAGAUGUUUGCUGUCUACGUACUGUGUGGUGCUCAGCAGAAGGAUGCUGUGAGGCUUACUCUGGAACAAAUAGAUGUGGUGAGACGUAUGUGCACAGAGUACCAGGAGUUUGAACUGGUCACAUCUGUCCAGGAGCUAAAAGAUUCUAAGGACAAUGGUAAGAUAGCCUGUUUAAUAAGUAUCGAAGGAGGCCACUCUAUUGACAGCAGCCUUCCUGCCCUGCGGAUGUUUUACCAGCUUGGAGUCCGCUCCAUGGGUCUCACACAUUCUUGUAAUACACCCUGGGCUGAAUCAUCCUCAAAUUUUUACCCUGUAUAUAAGAGAGAGAAUAACAGCCUGACAUCCUUUGGGAAGGUCGUGGUCGAGGAGAUGAACAGACUUGGAAUGAUAGUGGACCUCUCCCACACCUCAUGGAAUACAUCCUCUGCUGUUCUGAGUCAUUCUAAGGCUCCGGUUAUUUUUAGCCAUUCCUCUUCCUACUCCAUAUGUAACCACAGCCGCAAUGUUCCUGACAAUCUGCUACUUGAACUGAAAAAGAACCAAGGGUUGAUCAUGGUGAAUCUCCACAACACAUUUGUUUCCUGCAGAGAUGAGGCUAACAUCUCUCAUGUGGCUGACCAUUUUGAUUACAUUAGGAAAUUGAUUGGAGCUGAAUCAAUAGGAAUUGGAGGGGAUUAUGAAGGUGCUACAAGCUUCCCUCAUGGGUUAGAGGAUGUCUCAAAAUACCCUGCCCUAAUCCAGGAACUGCUGAGAAGAAACUGGACUGAGAAUGAGCUGGCUGGUGUCCUUCGAAAUAACUUCUUGCGUGUGUUUGAACAGGUUGAGAGGGUCCGUGAUCAGUUGAGUUCAAAACUACCAAGUGAGGUCCAGAUUCCAUUUGAAGAGGCGCACAACCCAUGCAGGCUAAUCCUUAAACGUCCGGACCCAAGAAGCCCGUCCUCAGAUCAGUCCUCUGGAGCAGAAGGUGGAUUACCUGCUCUGUUAAUCCUUGCCACAGUUCUAAUGCUUUCCAGAAUAUUUUUGAUUGAAUGAAUAUUAACAAUCUCAGUUCAGCCAUAUCAUUCUUUUGAAGUUGUAUAGAAAGGAGUACGUUGUCACAGUGCUACAUGUCAGUGGAGAUUAGGAGGAAGUUAAUGACUUUAAUGUCUAACCUCAUUUUUGCUAUAAUUAAAAUGCAAACUCCUGUACAUACAUUAAAUCAAUUAAUUAAAAAUUCAGAAGAUGUCUGAAAGAGACCUCAUGGUCUUUUUUUUUUUUUUUUAAAUUCACUAUUUAUUUUGUUAUUUAGUUUGCAGAACAUUUUUUUCAUGAUGUCCAUAGAAGAUUAAGAAUGAUAAAACUGAUAAAUAUAACUUUAGAGAUUAUACUUUGUAUCUAGGAUUGACUAGUAAGCAGCUUUGAAGCUGAGGUUGUCCACUUAAGUUUAUAAUGUUUCAAGCACUUUAACAAAGUUGUACAGUAUAUCAGUUUCAAAGCAAAUAUUUGUUCUAUUUACUCUUACAGCAUAAGACAAUAUCAUGGUGUACGUCAUUCGUGUAGCUUUGUUGCUCACAACCCAAUGGCAAUAAAUUUGAUAAGUAUC
Molecule: messenger RNA, 2044 nt
Organism: Oreochromis aureus
Lineage: Eukaryota; Metazoa; Chordata; Actinopteri; Cichliformes; Cichlidae
Gene: dpep2
Product: dipeptidase 2
Exons: 11
Coding region: 172-1494 (440 amino acids)
Biological process (GO): proteolysis
Molecular function (GO): metallodipeptidase activity
Source: RefSeq, a predicted model, not a curated record